CAAUAUCUCUAUUUAAGCCACUCACUCUACGCGUUAUUCCCAGGCUCUCUUUCACUAAAGUCUCUCGUUUCUCAUUUCCCACUGUUUCAAUUUUCAACAGAAGUCUUUGGCCCAUUUACUUCCUUUUUCAAGAUCUAUCUCAGAUCUUAUACAAUGACUAUGAGUAAUGGUUAUGGACACCCAGUUAGAUGUAAUGGAGAAGCGGAAACUGACAAACCCUUCAAGAUCUUCGUGGGUUAUGAUCCACGCGAAGAUCUUGCUUAUGAGGUGUGCCGCCAUUCAAUCUUGAAGCAUUCCUCAAUUCCUGUUGAAAUUAUACCCAUUGUGCAGUCAGAUCUUCGAAAAAAAGGCCUAUACUGGCGUGAACGAGGCCAAACUGAGAGUACUGAGUUCUCCUUCUCUCGGUUCUUGACCCCUUACUUAGCUGAUUAUGAUGGUUGGGCUAUGUUUGUUGAUUGCGAUUUUCUUUACUUAACUGAUAUCAAAGAAUUAAGGGACUUGAUUGAUGAUAAGUAUGCUAUAAUGUGUGUGCAUCAUGAUUAUACGCCUAAGGAAACCACAAAAAUGGAUGGGGCGGUGCAAACAGUGUAUCCAAGGAAAAAUUGGUCUUCAAUGGUGUUGUAUAACUGUGGUCACCCAAAGAAUAAGGUAUUGACACCUGAAGUUGUGAACACACAAACAGGUGCAUUUCUUCAUAGGUUUCAGUGGCUACAAGAUGAAGAAAUUGGGUCUAUCCCGUUUGUGUGGAACUUUCUUGAGGGACAUAACAGGGUUGUUGAGAAUGAUCCCACUACAUUUCCAAAGGCAAUACAUUACACUCGUGGAGGACCGUGGUUUGAGGCUUGGAAAAAUUGCGAGUUUGCAGAUCUUUGGUUAAUUGAAAUGGAGGAGUACAUGAAGGAAAGAAAGAAGACAACUGAGAAUUAGAUAGCACCGAUCGGUUGCAAAUAAUCUUUUGUUUUAAGAUCUGUUAGUAAUAUUAACUUUUUUCUUGCUCAUUCUUUGUGUUGAAUCCGAUAUUUGUAUUCUUGAUUUGUUUGUUUGCUCUUCAAUGCAAAGUUGAAUAAUCCUUUGGAGUAGUUACUAGAUAGGCCCUGCAGGCAGGCAUAUUCCUUCCAUAUAUUUAUAUAUGUAAUGCUUUAUUGUUUCUUUAUCUAUAGACCAGAUGAGUGUCAAUUUUUACCAUUUAUAUAUUGUUUUUAUUGUU
Mangifera indica (mango) is the source of this 1207-nucleotide messenger RNA. RefSeq names its product protein CDI. The record is from RefSeq and is a predicted model, not a curated record. Lineage: Eukaryota; Viridiplantae; Streptophyta; Magnoliopsida; Sapindales; Anacardiaceae. Bases 154 to 927 code for a protein of 257 amino acids. The transcript has 2 exons.